AUGUCCUCUAACAAUGCUGUGGUGCCUGAGUUGCCCAAGUCCUUGAAGCGCAAGGCUGAGGACGAUUUGCCUGUCCGUCACAAGAAGAAGGCGAAGGUAGCCCUGUCGGCCAAGCAGCUAAGGCACAACAUUUCAAUGUCUUCUAACAAGGCUGUGGUGCCCCAGAAGCCGACGUCCUUGAAGCGCAAGGCUGAGGAUGACUUGCCCGUUCGUUACCAGAAGAAGGCGAAGGUGGUCUUGACGCCGGAGCAGCAAAGGCGGAAGUGGCGUAAAGCACACCCUGCUGUACGCCCUGACAUGAUCAUGUCUUCGGUUCCAAUCCACGUGCUUGGGCGCCGCCGGAGAUGGUGGGUACCUGGUGUCCCACGACUUCCCCCAUUGGACUGGGUCCUGGGGCGCAAAUAGGCACCUGGGAUGCGUCCUAAGACGCCUCAUUACCAUACUCUUAUGCCCUACAAUCAUCUUAGCUAGCAUUUGUAUGGUCAU
Rhodofomes roseus is the source of this 486-nucleotide messenger RNA. RefSeq lists its product as uncharacterized. Lineage: Eukaryota; Fungi; Basidiomycota; Agaricomycetes; Polyporales; Fomitopsidaceae. The record is from RefSeq and is a predicted model, not a curated record. The coding region runs from base 1 to 405 and encodes 134 amino acids. The transcript has 5 exons.